AUGUCCCGUAAACGGCUGUGCGCCUUCCAAGCAAAGAAAUGGGCGAUGUUGGAGCCCUCCAUCACAUUGCAGCGACGUCUCAAUCGUGAGGAGGAAGUAAUUGCGUUGUUGGAGGGCGCACUCAGUGUCCAGGAAAGAAUGAGAGAUUUGGAUAUGGUGGCUAGAGUCUCUAGGAAGGUCAUAGAGCUUCAAGAGUGUGCGGUAGUCCAAGUAAGGGAAACCACUGACGUGCCGAAUUUGGCGAAGAUUAUUAAUAUGAUACCAGAAUUCGAGCAGAAGAAAAGAGCGACGUUCAGAUAUACACGAUGCGAGGGCGGGGUGGCCUGUGGUCAGUACGCGCUCACGUUAAUUCUUGAAUGA
Sclerotinia sclerotiorum 1980 UF-70 is the source of this 360-nucleotide messenger RNA. RefSeq lists its product with no specific name. Lineage: Eukaryota; Fungi; Ascomycota; Leotiomycetes; Helotiales; Sclerotiniaceae. The coding region runs from base 1 to 360 and encodes 119 amino acids. The transcript is spliced from 2 exons. The record is from RefSeq and is a predicted model, not a curated record.